AUACCUGAUGAUUUAGAUGAAAUUCGUUGUUUAUUCCGAGAAUAUCGAAAGUUUGUUGAUGUUGAUACAUGCUGCAAGGGAUUUCAACAGGUACUUAGAAAUCUACCAGGGAAAUACGCACCUCCUCAAGGAAGGCUUCUGCUGGCAUUGGACCAAGGAAACGUUGCUGGAUGUGUGGGACUCAGAGAAGUGGAACCUGGCAUUUGUGAAAUGAAACAUCUCUAUGUCAGACCAAAAUUUCAGGGGAAAAAAUUUGGUAGAGCUUUAGCUGAAACAGUUAUUCAAGAAGCUCGGAAUAUUGGUUACACACGGAUGAGAUUAGACACUCUGAAAGAGUUGAAAGCAGCCCUAUCUCUUUAUAAAUCAUUAGAUUUUAAGCAAGUCCACCCU
This is a messenger RNA of Trichoplax adhaerens, 390 nucleotides long. RefSeq lists its product as uncharacterized. Lineage: Eukaryota; Metazoa; Placozoa; Uniplacotomia; Trichoplacea; Trichoplacidae. The record is from RefSeq and is a predicted model, not a curated record. The annotation marks the transcript as partial. The transcript has a single exon. Gene Ontology annotation, molecular function: acyltransferase activity, transferring groups other than amino-acyl groups.